Messenger RNA from Strongylus vulgaris, 210 nucleotides. The record is from the annotation of a GenBank genome assembly. Lineage: Eukaryota; Metazoa; Nematoda; Chromadorea; Rhabditida; Strongylidae.
AUGAGUCGUAAGGCCAUUACGUCUAACCCUAAAACAGCAAAGAUUACCCAAUGCGCUGAAACUCUUACCAAUCACGCAUGGGCGGAAGAACAGCGUGCUAAUGGUGUGACAAGCGACGAAGCGCUUGUAACACCCAAAAGCCGUUCAAAUAGCGAGUCUGACGAGGACACCGAUCGCACAGUGGUCCUAUGGGGUUUAACGGUUAGUUGA